CAGUUGAACUCCGCCAGAGGGCAUCGUAUCGCCCGCGAAAAUCAAACUUCGAAAAUAAUUAAUCAUUAGAAUGAAUUAAUUCGAUGCGUAAACUCGAUCAUAUGAAUCAUGCGAUCGAUCAGAAAUCACGAUACAUACAAAAUGUUACCUAACCUCAGGUUAAUCAUAAAUCACGUUCUAAUUAUCAUAUAAACGAGUUUAAACAGUGGAAUUUGCAAUCGAGGAUACGGAAUAUAUCCGUUCCUCGUUAAUACGUCGACGUGGUUGCGCCUGGCGCAGGUUAGCCGUCGGAAAUAUGUGCGGAACUCUGAGUGAAACUCGUCGUCUGAGUGCCAAGACAGGAGGAGUCACGUGACCCGAUCCUAUGUUCGUGCCGUUUACAUCGAAGCAGUGCCGCGGCGGCCAGUUUGCGCAGAGCCGCGAGAGGACGAAUGCGUUCGGUUCGCCGCUGGCCUCCUUGAAUUAAGAACGAGAUAAAUUCGGCCGGUAACAGUUCGCCGAUUUGUGAAAAAUCGUUGCCAGUGUUUGGAAAAUAUCCCGGGGACCUUACGGACGCCGAUAGAUGAUCGCACAUCAUGACCGUUCGUAAAAAUCUCGUUAGCACGUUAACGAUAAUCAUGGGGAUGUUGGUGAUUAACGCUCAAGCCAGAUCCUGGGACUUGGCAGUAGUCGCAGGACGUAAAAUCGAAUUUCUCGCGGUAAAUGGGUCGUUAAAUGGACAGGCGAUGUUAGAAGAAGCCGGGUCCCUGUCGGGGGUCGCUUACGACGACGUCACACGAACUAUUUAUUUCAGCGAUUUAAAUCACGAGAACAUGUCGAUAUAUAGUAGUGACCUGACGGACAAGAACUUCACGUUAACGCCAUUACUCAAAAGACAAGAAGAAAGUAGUAUCCUAGGCCUCGCGUUUGAUACGAGGACGCGAACCCUGUUUUGGAGUGACACGAAACAAGGAAGUAUCAUGAGAAUGCAAGUGCCGGUGGAUGAGCCACCGGAACGGCCGGUGAUUCUACACGACUUGAAGACGCGAGUACCACGCGGUAUCGCUCUGGACGUAUGUAACAGACACAUAUACUGGGUGGACAGCAGUACCAGCAGUCCUAGUAUCGAACGUUCGAACUUAGACGGUAGCAAUCGCACGACGGUAAUCAGCGAACGUUUACACGAGCCGAUAGCCGUCGCGGUAGAUCACAUCGAGGAGAAAUUGUACUGGAUCGAUGACGUCGAGGGAAUACGGAUCAAGAUCGAACGGAGUAAUCUCGAUGGUACCAAGCGCGAACUCUUAGCUCAUCCAAAACGACAACGGCCGAGUUACAUGGCCGUGGACCGGAACUCGAUAUACUGGUCCGACACGGUGCACAAAGUCGUUUGGACACUGCCGAAAACUAUGAAACCCGACGACGUUGUAGUCGAGCCGAGCAUGUUCGGGUCGCAGGAUAAAUACUUAGACGCGAUACCAGCUGGGAUCUUGGCUCGCGACAAUGUCGGCAAACUAGAUUGCGCGGCGAUGUCGAAAACGAAGCACAAGACCAGUUUAACGGGCUUGACGUACGCCCAACGUGGCGAGUCGUAUAUUAAUCUGACGACCAGCACGGAGGAAUCGGAACCGACCACCGAGUCGUCCAAAUACUGCCUGAACGAUGGUCGUUUGGACAGAGGAAAUUCCACGUGCCAGUGUAAACUUGGGUACACUGGCGAUUAUUGCGAAACGGACCUCUGUCACAAUUACUGCUUUAGAGGCAGCUGCGAUAUAAACGAUGACGGAUUACCCACGUGUAAGUGUAACGAUACGUUUGUUGGACCAAGAUGUGAAACAGACCUGUGCAAAGACUAUUGCUUGCACGACGGUCAGUGCUCCGUCCAAAACGAGAAACCAGUUUGUAAAUGUAAAUAUUUCGUGGGCGAUCGUUGCGAGAUUUUAAACGAUACGACUGAAAUUUGUAAAAAUUAUUGUGAAAACGAUGAGACAGUUCCUACUAGCAUCGCUGCUAUUUGCAGGUACAUCACUUUUAAUAAAUUAUCAAUCCUCUUUUAAGGUAGUUCUGGCAGG
Ceratina calcarata is the source of this 2048-nucleotide messenger RNA. RefSeq names its product Low-density lipoprotein receptor repeat domain-containing protein cueball (gene cue). Gene Ontology annotation, cellular component: plasma membrane. Lineage: Eukaryota; Metazoa; Arthropoda; Insecta; Hymenoptera; Apidae. Gene Ontology annotation, molecular function: Wnt-protein binding; Wnt receptor activity. Bases 576 to 2033 code for a protein of 485 amino acids. The transcript has 5 exons. The record is from RefSeq and is a predicted model, not a curated record. Gene Ontology annotation, biological process: canonical Wnt signaling pathway.